GUGACCCGCGUGCCGCUGCCGGCGGUGACCGACGCUGCGCGCGCGCGGGGUUAGGGAGCGGUUGGCCAACAUGGCGGCGUCGGAGGAGGACGGGGGCUUCGGGGACGGAGAGCGGCUGGAUUUCCUGAAGGAGCGGCACGUGCGGUUCUUCCAGCGCUGCCUGCAGAUCCUGCCCGAGCGCUAUUCGUCCCUGGAGACCAGCAGGUAGCCCUCGCGGAGGUGGGAGAAGGACAAGCGCCUGCCGACGGCGGCUGGGCAUCCCGUGGCGGGUCUCUUCCUCACGUUCAUUCUCGCGUAGAAUAGCCCUCGGAGGUUUUCCCCACAGUGUCAGGGAGCGCAACGGUUCCGGCAGCCCCCGGACCUCUGGACUUGCCCAAGGUUUAAUUUCUAAAUCUGAUUUUCUGCUUUCCUAACCCCGUCCAACUCUCGGACCCCCCCCCAAAAAAAAAAUCCAUGUUGGUUGUGGUAUAGCUCAAAACUGAGGGGAACUCUGUGUAUGCUCUUUGGGUACUCUUGCUCAUGUUAAGCUUCAACCCAAUUGGUAAAAGGUAGAGUUUGGUAUGUAUGUAUGUAUGCAUUCAUUCAUUCAUUCAUUUUCUAUACCGCUCUUCAUCCAAAGAUCUCAGGGUGGUUCACAGCAUAAAAUAUAAACUGACUCUACCCUAGCUUUUCAGAUCAGAGCACUGGUGAAGAGGUGAGGAACGCUUUCUCUUAAAAGCCCACUAAAUUCAUGUGCUUAAACCUAGUGGCUGAACACCCGGCUUUGGUGCUGAGUCUUAACAAGCGUUAAGCCUUGGCUAAACAUGACAUGGUGAGGUCUGUUUCUGUUCUGCUUUCUUGUAAGAUGAACAAAAACAGGAAGGAGGUACAGAAAGAAUGUGAAAAGGAGAAACUUGUUCCCAGAUGUGCCAGCUAAGAUGAUUAUCACAGCUCAACUUGUUUUGGAGUACAAGUUGAGCUUGUUUUGGAAUACAAGUUGAGCGCUCCUUCAUACAAUACAACUUGUUUUGGAAUACAAGUUGAACCCUCUUUCAGAGCCUUGGUCUCAGUUGGGAGCAACACCUCCUUUAUGCAAAGAGAAAUAAUUUUAGUACAGCUCAAAUGCAAAUAUUUUCCUUUAUUGGCUUCACCAGGAUCUUCUCAGUUUCUUCCUCUUCUAUCUUCUCUAUUACCGCUUCCUGACCCAACUUUCAGUUUAGUUCAGUUGUUUCCAAACUUUUUUGGGCCACUGCCCUCUUGGUUCCAUAAACUUGGUUCCCCAGUGCCCCCUACUCUAUAAAAAGCAUUAUUCAGAAUAGUGGUUUGCACAACCUACUAGGGAAAGUAGUAACACAGUAAAAUUCAAAAUAGUAACAAUUACAGUAUUCAAAAUCGAAUUAAGCUAAAUAGUUUUAACUGAACAAAACUUAUCAACUUGAUCCAGUUCAUCAAAGCUUUUAAAAGUCUAAUAGUCUCUUGUUCCCCGCUCAGGGGGUGAUACCACCCACUUUGGGAACCAGUGGUCCAGUUGGUGCUGGAGGAGAUUCUGGCAGCUACAACUACUCCUACUUAACCAAUAAGUAAAAAAAUUGUCCAGUAGCACCUUAGAGACCAACUAAGUUUGUUCUGGGUAUAAGCUUUCAUAUGCACAUGAAAGCUUAUACCCAGAACAAACUUAGUUGUUCUCUAAGGUGCCACUGGACAUUUUUUUUUAAAUUUCGACUGCAUCAGACCAACACGGCUACCUGCCAGAAUCUAUUCACCAAUAAGGUUACGGCAAGUAAAAAGAGCACUUUAGCUUGGUUGCUUUUAAAUAUGAGCAAUGGUUCUUUUCUUCAGUUAUUCUCUUGAACUCAACUCAUUUUCUUACGGCAACGAUGACCAACCAGAUUUUUACUUUAUGCCCUACCUUAAGUGUUGCUUUGGUAAAGCAAUCAGGUAGGCAGGCGUAUAAAUUCCAACAGGGCCUACACAUACUGCACACCACAGCCCCACUCCUUGUACCCUCAGAAUGUGACUUAGAUUAUAUGCCGAACAUAUUUAACAUCAUGUUUAUGUCUAAGAAACUCAGUCAAACUGGGACAGUUUUUUUGAAGUGUUAGAAACGAAAAAAAACCUCAACCCCAUUUAAAUAGAAGGGCUAUUAUCCUACUGUAAGACUGUUGAACUUAUAUAAGUGUAGUCUUAUGCAUACUUGGGAUCAAGCCCUAUUGAAAGCAGUGAUAUUUGCUUUUGAGUAAACAUCCAUAGGAUUGGAAACAGCUUCAGAAUUGCUCUUGGAACAUGAAGGUCUGGAAAUUUGGAAGGAGGGGAAACAAUUUGCUAGAAAAAUUUCUAGAAGUGACAAGAGCUGUGGUGACAAAAAUAUUUUAAAAUUUAUUUAGAAGAAUCCUUUAUGAGUGGUUCUCUUUCUGGUCUGCAAUCUGUAGAAAUCCCCAGUUGGGUAGUUUGCUGGAGAGCAAUGCAAACAUUGCAGAGAGCUGCUAAGAGUUUAGAACUUGAAUAUUAAAGUCAUCUUUAUGAUGUAUGAAAAAAAGCUCAAAGAGUUGGAGGAGAAAUAAAACCCCUUAGAAAAAAAGAGGAUGUUGAAUUUGGUCAGCAAGAAGCAAAUUCAGUUUGAAACCUGAUUUCUCUUUAGGAAUGAAAUCACCAUUUAGGAAAUAGUUCAUUUCCCCCCUACUGGUCAGUUUAAAAGAAAUCAAUUACUUAAGUAGAAAUUAUUUUCUAACAGGAGGAAUUUGUUUAGUUAGCUAAUGGGAAUGAGACCCCUCACUUAAUAUUUUUGUAAACGGUACAGUUGUACCUCAGAAGUCAAACGCCUUGCGAGACAAAUAUUUUGGCUCCCGAACGUCGCAAACGCGGAAGUUGUUAUUCCGGUUUGCGAAUGUUCUUUGGAACCUGAAUGUUCGUCGUAGCUUCCGAUUGGCCGCAGGAGCUUCCUGCAGUCAGUCGGAAGCCACACCUUGGUUCUGAACAUUUUGAAGUCGAAUGGACUUCCGGAAUGGAUUCUGUUCGACUUCCGAGGUAUGACUGUACUAUGAAAGAGCAAGGAGAAAAAAUGUUUACUUUCUAUGUUGCAGCUUUUCUACCAAUGAUUGGGGAAUGCUGACCCACUGAAUAUUAGAUUUAGGAGAAUCCUCCUCAGGGCAGCAGCAUUUUUUCCUUUAAUAUGUUCUCCAGUAUAUGGAGCCACCUAUUAAAGAACCUGUUCUAAUAGCUAUGCAGGUAAUCUGUGCACUUAAUUAUACCAUGGCUCUCAAUAAUGCUGCAAGCAGUGUGAUUAGUUAGUAGUCUGUGAUCUGUGAAAAGCAAAACAGGUUACAAGUAACAAUGGGUGUAGCAGACCUGGAGGUUGUUGCAGAACCCAGUUAGAGGUGAAUAAAAGCAUUGUAACUAAGACUGCAAAGCAAAGUGUACAUUAUGCUUAAUUAUAAGGACUCUUGUCUGACCAAAUCAUUAAUAACUUGAAUUGCUACUGGUCUGUGUCUGGUAACUAUUAUGUGCCACCAAAAUGUAAUUAGAUGACACCUCUGUUUGUAGAGAAAACUGAUGUCACGUGAAUCCAAGAGUGUAUUGCAGAGCUGUCCAAACUUUUCAAGUUGGUGACACUUUUUAGACGUGCAUCAUUUGCGACACAGCAAUUCAGUUUUACUAGCAAACCUUUGCUUGGCUGAACUAUCCCCUUUUCAGCCCUGGGAGGAGCACGGGGAGCAUUUGUGCGACACACCUACACACUGCAGCUGACGCACUAGUGUGUUGCAACACACAUUUUGGAAAGCUCUGAUGUACUGCAACACCUCUGUAGGGGUAUUGUCAAACUCAGUAGCAGGUGGUGCGGGUGAAGCUGCAUUGCUUUUCCAACACCACACAUUGGACACAGCAUGGUGUGCAGUAGUGGGAGCAUCACAUUGGCUCUGCUGCUGCACAUGUGCCAAACUCCCACUGCCUUUCUCCUUCCCCUUCCCUUCCCUUCCCUUCCCUACCUUCCCCUUCCCCUUCACUGCUAUGCACAGUGUUGGAAAGACAGAUUGGCAAUGCAGCCCCAUCCACACUGUUCACUACUCAUUGUACUAGGAAAUUACUAGGUGAACUUCCUGGGUGUUUUAUUAGAUUUAAUUUUGACUUACUUGGCAAAAAUCUGACAGAAUAUGUUCUGGGCAGCAAUUUUGAAAGAUAAAUAUACUCUUAAAGUAGUUUGUGUGGAACUGUGUCAGAUAGGUAUACUAUUAAAACAAAAGACGUUUGAGAAUUAAAGAUAAAGUCAAUUAUGGAAUGUUCUCCUUUUGGAGGUGCACCAAGCACCAACUUUCCCCUUGUUCUAUUGCAAAGUUGAAACCUAGUUGUUUUCUCGGGUAUUUAUGAUUUUUUUAUUGUACCAGUAGUGAGCAGCUCUGUGUUUUAAGAUUACUAUUUAUUGUUUUAUCUCAGGAUGGAUAAAAAUCAAUGAUUUCUUUAAAACAAUAAAAAAAAUUCUACGUCAUGUCAAGAACCUGAGACCUAGGUUCCAAUGCAGCCAUUCAGGCCUCUUCGGCUGGCUCUUGGCACACUCUGUGCCAUACUCCUACCCACCAAUGUUUCAUGAGUGUGUGCAUAAACGCCUCUGACAUUUGUGUUGCUGGAAUGUAACCUACUAUACAAACAUAAGCCACGUCCUUUCUUUGUCCACUUUUGCCUCUGGACCUGCCUGUCACUUUUAUGUGUUCCCUGGAUAGUGGCCCUUGGGUUCAAAAGGUUCCCACCCUUGUUCUAAGUGGUCUAAAUGUUGAAUGUACAACUCAUUAAGAAAUACAGUUGACUCGCAACUUGUGCUGUGGUUUUAGGGAUUGUGUGUAAAGCCAAAAUCUUACAAUAUAAGAACAACCCAAGAACUGUCCUUGUGUGUCCACCUCUACCUUUCCAAAGGCUCUGGAGGUGCUUUCAGCGAGUUUUAAAGCUCUUUCCAUGCCAAGUUUUCUUGCUUUUAAGCUCUCCUCCUUGCUUACCAGGCUCUCUUGCUGGAGCUUCCCAGAACCUGGUAACCAAGUAUGAGAGCUUAAUAGCUCUUUCUGCAUCUAACCUCUCCACCUUGUGUGUGUUUAAUUUGUGCAAUUGCAGUUGGCCAGCCAAACAUAAAGCUGUGAUCAUUCAAGUUGCAAGUUGAUUGUAUGCAACAAAAUCAGUCUCCUUACGAUUCAGAAUAAGGUCUAACAAUAAAAUGCAAAAAUAUUAUCCUAGUAACAACAAUAAUAACAGGGCUCCAAAAUUAAAUCUUCAUCCCAACCCAAGUCCUUAAACAGCACUGCAUCCUGAUAGUUUUAGGCAUCAUGAUCAUCAUGUUUUUCUGGACUCAAAACAAGAUGGUUUGCAUCGCUUUCAAUAGUAACAGUUUUUGUAGCUGGAAUCAGUCAUUGCAUUACUGUCCCAGGCCAGGUGGGAAUAGGCCCUCAAGGCAGGUCUUGCAGGGCUCACAGUUAAGAUGGUCUACGGUUUGCAUUGUUCACACGCAACUGUAUGGAGCCACAUUGUAGGGACACCUGCACCACCUUUUUAUCUGCGUAAUUUCUAGCACCAAAAUGUGUCUGAUUUGUGUUUGUUACCUGUCAGAUUGCAUUUUUCUUCCAUGGCUCUUGGUGCUGAAGACAUUUUUCUUUCCUGAUUUUGAUGCUAAUGAGCCAGUCAUUUUAUAGCUUCUUGAACAUGUUGUUAUUCUGCAUUUAUGUGUGGUCUGCUUCAUCAGUCGGAGAGACUUGUUGGUAUCGGUUUUUCACUCCCUCACUCCAGGUGGAGUUGGUUAGUGAAGCCUGACAGCAGCGUGGCUUUCUGCCUGCAGAGUUACAUGUAAGCCAGCUCCCUGCAGCAUAUUGUCAGGUUGCAGCACUCAUGUCUGUUUUCAGUUCAUGCUGGAGCUGACACAUAACACAGGUACUUCUUUGUGGCUUAGAAGUACGACUUCUCAUGCUUACAAACCAUUUUAUAUCGAUGGCGGGUAGUAAUAUCCUGCUUUUCUUCCCUCGCAGGUUGACAAUUGCUUUUUUUGCACUCUCCGGUCUGGAUAUGUUGGAUUCCUUAGAUGUGGUGAACAAAGAAGAUAUAAUAGAAUGGAUUUAUUCCCUGCAGGUCCUUCCCACAGAAGACAGUGAGUGAGUUUUUAGCUUUUCUCUUACUGACAUUUCAUUACACUCAUUUGUGCUGCUUUUACCUUUUGAUAAUAGAGAGCAAACCCUUGUUCAUAGAGAUGCUGAGCAGUGACCAUCUUACUUGUAACAAUUGAAAGUGCUUAGCAGUACUAAAAUGUAGAUGCUCUUAGCCAGGUCACAGAACUGUGCAGUGAAGCCUGUCAAAGAGCUAUAGUGAGUUAUAGAUGCAGUUGUAUUAAGCAAAGUAGGUUAAACUUUCAAGUAGGGGACCCUCUGCUUUUUUUAAAAAAAAUAUGUUGCUUUGAUGGGUUCUAGAAGGAUAUGUUGAAAUUCUUAAUAUAUUGUUAAAUUAGAAACAUUCAGAAGGUAUUUUGUCUAAUCAUGACAAAACAUGUUCAUGAUAGUUUUUUUAUAAAGCUGCUUAAAUGUGCUUAGAUGGGUCAGUGGCUUUGUUCCUUCUUAAUUGUACUGAAUUUCCUUGUAAGACUUAUUAGCUUAGCUGUACAAGAAAUAUGCAACUAAUAUAACUUGCCAGAACUAUUAUUACAUUAAUGAAUGUUAAGCCAAACCCACCACUACUAUAAGAGAACAAUGGAAGAAUAACAGGGAAACUCAAGCUAAUUGAUAGAACUGAGUCAGAUGUCAAUACAGUAAUGCACUGUUGCCCUACUUGUUGGAAGUCAGUGGUCUUGUACUCUUGUGCUCUCUGCUCCAUCUAGGAGGCAGGCUUUCUGAAAAAGAGAGCAGUACUGGUAGUAUAUACCCCUUCCUCCUUAGUACCACAUCUUGAAAUCACUGGUGUGUGGUAAGAUAUUAGAAACAUUUUAAAAAGAAAUAUACAUAUAAAAUCAGGAUCCUUGUGCCACUCUAUCUCUGAUCACCAAAAGCCAACACAUGCAAGAUAAGGCUAUCUAGUUACUAAUCAUGAUGGCAGUUUACUGUUUUCAGCAUAUCUCUGAAUGCAGGUUUCUGGGGAUCACGAGUUGAAGGAGGCUAUUGUGCUCUUGUCCUGCUUGCGGGUUUCCCUUAGGCAUCUGUUUGGCCACUGUGGGAACAGAAUGUUGGACUGAAUGGGUCUUUGGUCUGAUCCAGGAAUGCUGCUCUUAACGUUCUUAAGCCAAGUGAAAUAUUUAAAAGUCUUGUACUGCUUUCAUUUGAUGCUGUGACUUGGGUUUUGGAGAGUAUGGUGGGAGAAGACUGUUCCACAAGUGUUUCAAAUUAGUUUUGAUAUUGUUCUGACUUCUUUGUACUUUUUAUGAGCCAAUACUGAAAAAAGCAGAAGUCUAAAAAGACUCUCUUCAGAUUAUUGGCAGUUUCACCAAUCAGAUUUAUGGCUAAAAUGGGAUCAGUAUUGACAGGUGUUGCAAAUGGAGUAGUAGUAUACUACAAAAGCUUAAGAAUUAUGAGGUCUAUGAUAAUCUUGUUUUGUUUUUGAACUUACUGCAUACAUGUUUGUUAGUUGUGUGGUGGUGGGGAUAUAUUCUCUACAAAAUAAGACUUCCUCCCAUUACCUCUGAUUUCAGCUGUCUUUAGAAUAAUUCCAGAGGGAUUGUGAGUCUUUUAAUAGCACACACAAAAAUGAGGCUUGCAACAGCUUAACAAACAUAUUUUUUCUCUUUAAGGUGCUACAAGGCUCCUGUUUUGUUCCCUUAGAGUAAUGAUUAGUACAACUCAUUGGAGUGUGUUACAUCUUUUUUGUUGUUGUUGUUAAGGCUUCAAUUGUUUUCAGUAGUAUUACCAUUUAUAUGCAGAACAGCCACUAGAUGGUGCCAUUCCAUAAUUGAAGUGCUAAAUCCUUCCUGUGACAGCUUCCAGAGGGGAAGCUGUGCUAGUCUGCUGCAGUAAAAACAAGGGGCAAGCUACAGUUAAAGUUUUGUGAAACCUUUAAGACUAUCAAAUUUAUUACAGCAGAAGUUUAUACUUUAAUAGGUUUCCUAGACUUUAAGAUGCUGCAAGAGACUCUUACUUGCUGACAACAGCUUGUUGAUUUUUUUUUUGCCUUAGUAAGUAAAGGAUACAGCCAGUUGUGAUGCCUCAGACUUCUCUUAACAUUUAAUCUUUAACUGUAGCUGAUUAAAAAUAUUAAAUGAUUAAAUGAUUAUGAAACUGUCCGCCCCCCAUACUUAAAAAUUCAGUAACAUGGUUUUCGAAGAUUUAGUUUUUUGUGGCACAUAUCAACAGUAGAAGAAGAAGAAGGGGAGUUUGGAUUUGAUAUCCUGCCUUUCACUCCCUUUAAGGAGUCUCAAAGCGGCUAACAUUCUCCUUUCCCUUCCUCCCCCACAACAAACACUCUGUGAGGUGAGUGGGGCUGAGAGACUUCAAAGACUUCAAAGAAGUGUGACUGGCCCAAAGUCACCCAGCAGCUGCAUGUGAAGGAGCGGAGACGCGAACCCGGUUCCCCAGAUUACGAGACUACCGCUCUUAACCACUACACCACACUGGCUACACCACAUAUUAAUAGAUAUGCACUCACAUGAAACAUCCCCACUGAAGCUAAAAUACUUCUUAUUUUCUUAACAUCUCCCCAAACCUGUUUUUAAAUUUUGGAGCUUCAAUAUUAGCCUUAAACAGUCUUCUUGACUAAUUACCAUAAGACCUCAUCUAUAAUAAUUGAUUCAGAACAGCUGCUCUUGUUGUUUUGAAACUGUUGGAUUAACUCCUACUCAAUGAAUAGUGAUCAUGGUUUGUCUGUUAAUCUCCAAUUCUGUGUGGCGUUCUCCAUGGUUGUUAAUUUCUGGAGUGCUUGACUUAAGAAUUGAAGGCUUAUGAGACCUUUAAGGUCAUCUUGCAAAAGGAAACUUAAAAGUAACAAAGCUAAUGAAGGUAUUUAAAAAACCAAAACAAACUCUUGACUAUGAUCCGCAUUCUCUUGGGAUGGGUAAUGAGAUGUUAGUGAAAGAUUCAAGAAAAGCUCUUUGAGCUGAAAAUAAUUUGGCUCUUCUUUCACAGCAGCUUUCUGCAAAACACAAUGAAGACAGGCACUGAAAUGAAAACCUCCUGUUAAUAGCUAGAACCAUGUUCUGAAGCUUCUUCUGUACACUAAUUUAGUGUAUUUUCUGAAUUAAAAUACAAGAGCAAAACCAAGGGUGGCAAUCGACCAAGUUUUACUCGGAGGAGAUCCACUGUAAUGACUAAAUUAGGCCCAUUAAUUUCAGUACUCAAAAUCAAAUUGAGUCACUUACAGUCCCAGGUUAUCAAUUCACAGCUGCAUUCUUUUCACAUAUAGGUUUAGCUUUGCUGGGAAAUGUCACAGCCCACUGUAUUUCAUGGCACUUUGGUAUGUCAGGUUAAAAAGAAGAGAAAAAUCAUCUGUAAAUUCUCUAUAAAUAUUUGCCUUUGUGGAGGACAUUUCAUGGGUUUAACUUAUGCCAUUAUACAUUUACUGUGGCUUUGGGGCCAAUAUGGGAGAGAGAUGUUUUGUUGCAGUUGGAGCAGAUGGAGGCAUCCAGUUGUGCUGCUGCAGAUGCACCAUGGUGUUUUCUUCUCUCUGUGCUCUUCCCAGAGCUCAUUCCUCCUCUGGUCACUGCUAUGGAUACACAAACUGCUUUGCCUCCUUCCCACUCUUGUUAGCCUCCACUAAAUCAAAGAGUCUUCCGUGAAUGGAAGGAUGCAUUGGAUACAACCCACCAUAAAUACUGGAGUGACAUUAAAAAUUAAUAAUAUGUAGGACGACCUUCAUUAUUUAGUAUAUCUCAGAUGGAAAAAACCCUCUUUAAACAAGACUUCUUUGUGCAGGAUGAAUGCUUUGUAUGCUUGUGAUCCUUGGAGAACCCUCUUGGGGGAUCUGACUGGUACUGUUGCAUGAAUAAUAGAGUUUUUCUUUCAGUUUUUAGACAGAGAAUAUACAUAAAAGACAACCAAUUGGUACAUGAACUCUUUAAUAUAAUUGCUGUAAUAAAUUUGUUCUUGUAUGGUUCUAUAUGCCUUACUUUGGCUCAAAGUUUAUAUAGUUGUAUGACAUUUGUGUUGGAGCUGUAUCUUCCUGGCAGCGGACGACAGAACCAUGAGACAGGUGUAAAAUAACUUCUCCUUUUGUACUCAUCACCAGUUGUAUCUUAUCAGCCCAGAACUCACACCUAGAACUCACAGAAACAGUUCUUAAAGUUACAAUCAUCUUUUCUGUUUCUUUGCAGAAUGACUCCUAACAAUUUGUAAAACACAGUUUGUUUUUAUUUAGCUGCUGCUUAUUGCAGCUCUUAUCUCUGCAAACGUGUUAGGCUAGAUCCCAGAACAGGAGCUAUAUUUUCCUGGAAGGUCAGUCUGAGGAGGGGAUAGACUGAAAAUGGCUGGCUGACCAUUUCUACAUCAACUGCGUAGGAUGGAGUGUUUGUAGAACUCAGAAAAUGAUGAAUAUGUAACAGGGUGGAAAAUCUAACCACUCCCAUUGGCCUUCUGUGAAAAAUGGUUGUAAAUGCAGAUCUGCAUGUGGCAGAGCUGCAUUGCCAGCCCCUUUACUCAAAAGUAAGUGGGUUCACAGAGUUCAAUAGGAGUUACUCCAAGUUAAGUUUGUAGGAUAGCAGUCUGAGCUAGGGAAUAUGAUUUGGCAUUAAUCAUGAGCCAGAGAAAGACUUUAAAUUUCAGUAGAAUUGUUUAAAACAAAUAGCUAGUAAUUUGAAAAUGAAUGCACAAAGUUAAACUAGGGUUGUUUUGUUUCCUACAAAGGGUCAAACAUGCAUCGCUGUGGAUUCCGUGGUUCUUCGUAUCUGGGAAUGCCAUUCAAUCCGUCCAAGGUUAGUGAAUACUAGAUGAAAAAAAUUACAGUGCUUUCCUUUGCAGCCUUUUAACAAAUAUUUACAUGAUCAUGAAAUAAGGCUCUGAGGUGAGCAUUUUUUAGAGUAAAAAUAGCACUCUAUUUUUGUAAAUUCUACUCGUAAAUUGAAAACAUUUCCGCGAGGCAGAACAGUGCUCUUAUUAUCGAAGCCAUAUUUUAAUGAAAGCUAGAAAUGGAUGCACAGCUUUUUAAUGUGCUUUAAGCUUUUAAAACCAAUAAGAAUAGAAAUUGGGAAAUUGUCUACUCAGAAGCAAGUCAUCUUGAAUUGAAUGAGGCUUGCUCCCAGAUAAGUAAAGUUAGGAUUGCACCGUAAGUUGCUAAAGUAACUACAUUGAAUGUAUGUGGGCAGGUAGGAUGUGUGUAAGCCUGCGACUUGAUAAUGUAAUGGUUCUGUGAACCUUUGUGACCCAAGAAUUUCAAGUUGAUGUGAACAUAGGGUACUCUGUUCACUUUUCAUAGAAUUGACUAAGCAGUGAAGCUGUGGAACCUCUGCUCAUAUCCUACUUGAGGUCUGUUAAAACGAACAGCAUCUGCUCAGCAGCAGUGCUUGCUGGAGUAUGUGUUCGGUUCAGUUCUUUAUUUUGGAACCACAGGUCUUUCAAGAUGUGCCCACAGAACACUACUUUUAAAAGUAGUUUUGAUUUUAUUCAGGUUUAUGUUGCUUUUAACUUUGCACAAAUCAUGGCCAUUUGCAACUCCUUCGGGUCUUUAUCGGAUGCGAAUCUUGCUCACUCUCUUUCCGUCAUUCCACAGCAUGGACAUGUACAGAAAAAAGGUGUUAACGCAUGACUUACCGUAGUUUUCCAUGUAUAAGACGAGGUUAUUUUAUUUAAAAAUGGUGCUCAAAAUUGGGGGGUGUCAGCUGUGGGCUGUUUUGGUGCUUGCUUUUGGUGAGUGUGGAAACAAUUAGUGGCUUUGUCGAUGUGCGUGCGAUUGGCUGUUGAGGGUGAGCGAUUUUCGGCAAAACUCCCCCUCCAAUACUGUGCAAUUCCCCCCCCCCCAGCUCAAUAACUGUGGGCAAUCUACCCCCAUUUUCUCAAUAUUGAGUCCCAAAAAAGAGUCUUAUACAUGUCUUAUACAUGGGGGUGUGUUAUACACGGGAAAAUGCAGCAAAUCCUCAGAUUAUUGCAGCAUUGCCUGAACACACAUUUGAAUGUUGUGUUCUAAAUGAGGAUAUUCUUCAUAGGAAACCUUCACCUUUAUAACAUGGUUGUCUCAUGUAGUUUGUGGCAGGCGCGAGAAGUGGGGUCCUUGAAGUAUGAACAGCCUGUAGGAUUGAAAGUGUGUUAGAAAGGGAACACAAAUCAAAUACACGGAAUGCAAGUUCAGAGGAGUCAAAUAAGUCUGCAGUGUCAGUGUGCUAGCAGGCUGGCUGCAUGGACAGAAAUUCCAUUCCUAACAUUUCUGUCUUGCUGUUAUCAGGACAGCAUCAGUGUGGUUCUUGUGAGGAAGACACAAAAAUAGAUGCCCUUAAGAUAGACUUAGCAUGAUGGGCAGGCAAACCAACACGUGUGGGCUUUUCUUUACAGUUGUGAGAGGUGUGAAGUCCUUCUUUAAAAAUGACAAGACUUUCUAAAUGCUGCAUAACACAUCAGACUUACAUCAUAUCCAUAUUUCCAUAAGUUUUCAUGGAAAUGAGGGAGAAUGCACAUCCCUAGAAUGUAAGCCACCUGGGCUUGAGCGGCCUCUUUUUAAAAUAGGGUUGCCAUAUUUUGAAGAGCAAAAAAGAGGAUACUAUGAUGGCCUUACAAGCCAAUAAAUGCAAUUUGUCUCAAAAUUUACCUCCUGAAAAAGAGAACAUGUCCUGGAAAAAGUGGACACAUGGCAACCCUGAAAUUCCCAUAAACAGAGUGUGAUUAUUUUUUAGGUUGUCACUAUUUAUAUGGUGUGAUCAUAUUUCUAAAUUUAUUGAAAGUGAUAUUAGAUGUGUGGUGAUAACUCAUUGUAUCCUUUUACAUGGUGCCAGAAUUUUGUAACCUGGAAUCUCUAAUGUAAAUCCCAGAAAAUACUGAAAGGUAUUGUGAAGUCCUUUCUGCAGGACCAGCUUGUUAAAAUAUUUUAUUUAUUUCUCAAGCUGUUUGUCUUUCUAGACUGAACGUUUCAGGAAUAUUUGCAAAGGAAAGUCUACUUUGGUCAACUAUCCUAGUACAGUAGUUGAGAUCUGCCAUACAGGACUAAACUGGCACACUGGAAGCCGCCAUCAGUUCGUAGAAAUCUGUGCAAAAUUCUUCUGGUGCUGGAAAUGUACCCUGGUCUUAAAAUAACUGUCACACUUCCUGCUAUUUGCAUAGCUGUUGCUAUGUGUGGGUCAUGCAGAGGUGGGCAUUUAUAUAUAGCCAUUCAGGCAAUUCUCCUGCAUGUUUCUCCUGCCCAGUGUUAGAAACUGAGAUAUGAAAGCGAGGAGUUAAAUGGCACCUUAAACCUAGGUUAUGGGCACAACAACCGAAUGUCCAGGUGCGCUUUUUUUAAUAACAGGAAUACAAAGCUGAAAAUGAUUUUUCACAUGGUCUAGUCCUUCCCCUGCCCUCCCCUCUAAUAUUCUUAAGAGGGUCUCUUCUCCGGUCUUCAGAGAGUAGCUAGAAGUGGGGAGGCAGAAAAAGGUCCUCCUUUCCUUCCACUCUGCAGUUUAAAUCUGAAAUUUUAGGCUCAGUACUGCGCCCAGAGCUCAGAAACUGUUUGUGCUAAUGAAAGUUCCCUGUCUCAAAAUGUUCCUAGAACAAUGCUCCUGCCCAAAGACACUUCAGGAAAACAAUCUCUGUUUUCUGCUAAAACAAAUGCUUGUUUUGUUAUCCGUUGAUAACUAUAAACUCUAAUAAUAAUUCUAAUUGCAUUUUCUUGUGUUUCAGGGUCCCGGUAUUGCUCAUCCCUAUGAUAGCGGGCACAUAGCAAUGACUUACACUGGCCUUUCCUGCUUAGUUAUUCUUGGCGAUGACUUGAGCCGAGUAAAUAAAGAAGCCUGCUUGGCAGGACUAAGAGCUCUCCAGCUGGAUGACGGGAGGUACAGUGAAUUCUGUGUUGCCAGGUGUUAAAUAUUUUUAGAAAGGAAAAACUGGAUCCAAAUACAUAAUGCACAGUACUGUAAAGGAGGAACUGGCGAGACUGAAUCCAGCGUGAGGAAAGUGAGGACUUGAGCACAGUAAGCAAGAGGAAGCUUACAUACUUUGAGGUCUCUUCUUGCCAGGGAAAGCAAACUCAGACUAGGGUAUUCUAGCAAGCAGAGAUGUCCCCUUCUUCAUUUCACAUAGCACAGACAGGAAGCCUGCAUUCUUACAUUUAAUGGUGUUCUUUCACUGGGGGUUUCAGAGCCUAGUCUUUAAAUGCCAGUGACUUGUUGUCUGUUCCCUAUAUUGCCGGCAACUGGUCAAAGGGCUCUAGGCUACCCAAAACAGCAUUUAGAGAAGUCAGGAGGUCAAGAGACUUUUGCAGAUUUAGGUAGGGAAGAGUACUGUGCUAUAUAGUUUGCUGAAUGUCCUCGGUUCUCCUAUCACAGCAACUCAUUAAAGGUGUACUGUAUAUACUCGAGUAUAAGCCGACCCGAAUAUAAGCCGAGGCACCUAAUUUUACCACAGAAUGGCAAAGGCAGAGGAGGAGGAAGGAGCAGCCUGAAAGGACCCUCACUCGAGUAUAAGCCGAGGGGGGCUUUUUCAGCAUAAAAAUGUGCUGAAAAAAAUGGCUUAUACUCGAGUAUAUAUGGUAAUUCCUGCUGAUCUCCAGAACCUCUUAAUAGACCCUCAUGGACACUCAAAUGCUUUUACUGCUGUUCCAGUCUGGUCUAGAGCCCUUUUCCUUGUUCCAGUGUACCCACAGACAUGACUUUGAUCUCUUUGGCUUGCCUUUCAAACUGAGCAUUCCUCCCUCCAUUGCUGAGACUGGCUCCUUUCAUAGACUGCAGACUUUAUAUAGAUGGAAAAAGUGACUCCUGAAUCUUGGGUGUGGCUGCAACCAAAGCAGCAACAACCAUAAUUUGAUCUUGCUUGUUUUAAUUCUUCUCUAUUUAGUAGCUCAGCAAUAUGCUAGUUUCCAUAAGUUCUAGAAAGCAGAUGCCACCUGGUUGUCUUAAUAUUUGUGGAGAGGGGGUGUAGAAAUCAUGAGCUUUCAUGAAAAGCUGGAAUUACAAAUGCAGAAUUCCUGCUGAUUAUGCCAAACCCUGCCUCUAUCUGUCACCAUUUAGUGAAUGGCGGACCUCCAUAAUUUUCAACAACCUUGGGGGAAGAAAGUUUUAUAACCCUUGCUCUAGGAAGCAGAAAGCCUUGCUAAUGGGACAUGGCACGGAAUAAUUCAGUUUAGUCUCUGCUACUCAGGUGAGUGGUGGGUAUGCUGGCUGGUCAAAAUGGUACUUUCACUAGCUAGUGUGUGUAUGCUGGCUUUGUGGUAAAUGACUGAAAGAGGUCUUGUAAUCACCUGACAGGGUUCUGCUUUCAGCAGGUAAUUAGAUCAUUUUCCCAUAGAAACUGACAGUUUGAAGUAAAUUAUGUUUUGUUCUAAAAACCCCCAAACAAACCCAGAUUGAGAUUCAGUUGAACAGAGUAGUAACUGUUGCAUAACUUCUAUAUGUUUUAGUUUUUGUGCAGUCCUGGAAGGAAGUGAAAAUGACAUGAGAUUUGUGUACUGUGCUGCUUGUAUAUGCUACAUGCUUAACAACUGGUCAGGGAUGGAUACGAAGAAAGCCAUUGACUAUAUCAGGAGGAGCAUGGUGAGUUUUGCAAAUCAUUUUUUUUCAACUUCCUCUAUUCAGAGAAUCUUUUCUUAACAUUUCAUAUGCAUACAUUUUGUAUUCCUGUGUUGAUUGAGGAACUAAAGCAAUAAAGCAGCUUCUUUGCCAGUUUUCCUGCAUCCAAACAUAUUUAAUGCAGGAUAUUAUAGCAUUAAUGCAUAGAUUUGCCUUUGUAAUGAGCAGCAUGAGAGAGACAACAUUAGGAUAUGCUUAAUGAUUUAGGACACAAAGGACUUCUAAAACAUGAAUUUUUAUGAUGCUACAGUGAUAUACGCUACUUAGUUUUUCUUCUUACUAGAAAUAAUGAUGGAUUUCAUGACUGCUAAAUAGCCUCCACUUUGAUAUAAAUUGUUGCCUAUUCUGAUUGUGUACAAGAAAUAUUAAGUAUUCUGUGCAUUCAUUCAUUCAUGGAUAGUAUUAGCCCUUCUGGGCAAUUCAGACUGCAAUCCUUUGUGGAACUUAGCUGUGAGUAAGUCUGAACUUAGUGGGACUUAUUCCUAAAUAUGCUUGCAUACGGUUGCACUGUAAGGCUCCAACAUUACAAUCUUGUGUACGUUUACUUAGAAAUAUGGUACAUAGCCAUAGGAUUUCAAUAUCCAAAAUUCUUAUAUUGCUGCUUUUUAUGAUGUUAUUGGGACACAGGUGGUGCUGUGGGUUAAACCACAGAGCCUAGGACUUGCCGAUCGGAAGGUCGGCGGUUCGAAUCUCCACGACAGGGUGAGCUCCCGUUGUUCAGUCCCUGCUCCUGCCAACCUAGCAGUUCGAAAGCACGUCAAAGUGCAAGUAGAUAAAUAGGUACCGCUCCGGCGGGAAGGUAAACGCCGUUUACGUGCGCUGCUCUGGUUUGCCAGAAGCGGCUUAGUCCUGCUGGCCACAUGACCCGGAAGCUGUACAACCGCUCCCUCGGCCAAUAAAGCGAGGUGAGCGCCGCAACCCCAGAGUCGGCCACGACUGGACCUAAUGGUCAGGGGUCUCUUUACCCUUUACCUUUAUGAUGUUAUUGGCAUACAGACCUUUCAAAAACUGAAAAGCUACCAGUUCAUAUUUUACGUUAACGUUUUCCAUACUAGUGUGAUUGCAACGCUGGAAUCCUGCCCUGUAGCAUGGUGAAAAUAUAAUUGCUGUGGCUAGUUGGGCACAGCUUUACUUAAGGUAUAAAUCUAGUUUAAGUUCAAAUAAUUUUAAUGUUGCCUUUUGUAAGUAUAGAAAUACAGGAUUGUGUUGUGAACAGCAUGAGCUAUUGCCUAUUAUCUGUCAGAGUACAUGGGUUACAGAUUAACAACCCAGGCCCUGAGUUUCCUGUUCUCUUUUAGCUGAUAUGAGUUAAACUUGCACUACAAGUUUGGAAUCUGCACCAGCAGACCAUCAUUAGCAUGGCAGACUGACACUUCCUAGGCACUGUCUCUAUGGGCUUCUCCUAGAGAUGCGCAGUAACCAAUAGGCUGCAGUUUUGCCACCAGUUAUUUCAUAAAAAGAGAAUCCCGCACUGCACCAUCAAUCCUGCACAAUGCCAAGAAUCUGGCAUGCUGUAUUUUUAGUCUUGAUCUGAUGUGCAGAAAGCCAGUAGCUCUUGCAUAGUUAACACUUGUAGUGAGACACUAGAUUUCAAGUACACUUGAUUAUACACUUGAAUGCUCAAGUGUGCUCCAGAAUACUGCUCUUGAAAAGCACGUCAAACAGAUAGUCCUUCUAUGUUUUCCCUCUUUAGUUCAAAUUCUGCCAAAGCCGUAAGCAGUCAGCUCUCAACUGCUGUACAGGAAUGAAUGUGUAGAUUGCCAUUAGGUAAGCUGUGUCCUGGGAGGCGAUUGUGGUAAAGUUGACUUUUAAAAGCUGAAACUUGAAGAAUGCAUCCUGAGCUGCUUGAAAGGUCAAAAAUACUAUUGGUAGUAUAAGGAAAACAGUGAAUGCUAUAUUUCUGAGAGAGACAUAUAAAGGGGAGGGUGAUUACAAAUGUGCUAUGUGCAGUGGCGAAGCUGCAUGCUCCAGCACCGGGGACGGAGAGCAGGCAGGGGCGUGGCAUGUGUCUCGGGGGCGUGGCACGCCGCCCGGCGUGGUGGGGUGUGUGCGGCGCGUGUCUGGGGGGUGGCCGCGAUGGUACCCCCCUUCCUGGGGGCAGUGCACUCCCCCCUCCCCCUGUUCCUCCGCCAGUGGCUAUGUGAAUCUUUUCAUAGAGCAUAGCAGAAUUUUUUUGUGUACAAGCAGAACUAGGCAUUUGGCAGCAAACGUAGGAAUUUGGGGCCCUACCUUUGCUUGUGACAUAUAAAGCAGAGGCAGUGAGGCUUUUGCAGAGAGCCUGCUGCUUUUCCUCUGCAACCUGCUCUCUGCAGUCUCCAGUUGUUGUUGCUGCUGCUGCUGCUGCUGUAUUCUACCAGUUGAUGCCAAGAAACAUCAAACUGGGAGACAUUUACUGCACAGCAAUAUCAGACUUACUCCAUCCCUAUUUCUCACCUGGGACAAAAAUUCACUCCUUCUGUUCACCACCAAGAAAAGGGCAUGGGGCUCCCACAUGUAGUUCCUAGGAAAUUGGGGGGGGGCGGAAUCAUUUGGAGAGUUUUAUAAAAGUAAUUAAGAAAGGUUAAGCACUCCAGAAAAUGCCUCAUCCCUACUUUGCAUGCAAACACUUUGUCCUACCCUACCCUGUAGUGUUCCAUUUCUUUUCCAGCUUAAUAGGUUGGAGGAUAGAGGUGAAUGCUCUGAUUAUCAAAGUCUGCCCCUUUUUAGAUUUCUGUUAUACUAGCAUUCUCUGAAGACAGUGAUGACUUUUGCUUUGUGGUCAGUUAAGAGCAGUGUGAAUAUACCACAUUUUCCCGUGUAUAAGACAAUGUUUUUUGCUAUUACUAUUUUUUAGUAAAAAAUUGGGGCCGUCUUAUACAUGGAUGGUAGUCUAAACCACUGGGCAUCUUGGGCUUGCCAAUUGGAAUAUCGGCAGUUCGGAUUCCCACGACAGGGUGUCCCACACUCCUGUCCCAGCUCUGUCCCAGCUCCUGUCAACCUAGCAGUUUGAAAGCACACCAGUGCAAGUAGAUAAGUAGGUACCGCUGUGGUGGGAAGGUAAAUGGUGUUUCCAUGCGCUCUUGUUUCUGUCACGGUGUUCUGUUGCGCCAGUAGCAGUUUAGUCAUGCUGGCUACGUGACGCAGAAAUCUGUCUGUGCAGAAACGCCAGCUCUCACAGCCUGAAAGCAAGAUGAGCGCCGCAACCCCAUAGUCACCUUUGACUGGACUUAACCGUCCAGGGGUCCUUUACCUUUACCUUUCCAUCUGCUUGUAAGUUACAGUGUCAUUCAUGGUUUUGGCAACCCUAAUUUAAAAUAUUGAUUUCUUAAGUUUGCGUUUAAAAAAAUAGGUGUCAUAUACAUAGAAAAAUAUGGUAUUUGUUAUCUUUGUGCUUGAGAUCUCUCAAAAUUCCCAGCACCAGAAUACAUUAGUGGAGUUUCUUCAUAGCAGACAUGAGUCUCCUAGAAGCAAAAGUAUUAUAUUUAGGAAUUAACAAGCACAAUUAUUCUUAAGUGCUUUUUCUUCUAGAAAAAUAGGUGCUGGUACUCACCAUGAAGUUGUAACAGUAUGUGUGUUGCACUUUUUCACAACAACAAAAGAGUUGCUGGUACUGCGUACUCUUGAGUACCCAACUGGUCUAGAAUAUUUUUGCAGCACUAAUAUUCAAAAUAGCAACUUACCUUGCAACCUGAAUUUUUCUCAGAAAGGGUAAUAUGGAGAAUGGAAAAUGGAAAUACAGGUGAAACUCGGAAAAUUAGAAUAUCGUGGAAAAGUUAUAAUAAUAAUAAUUUAUUACGGCCGUAGGCCCAUACAGAUAAAAACAAGACAUAAAUAACAGCCUGUGCACAUGGGAAAAAAACAGCCGCUAAAACAAUACUAUAACAAUAAGCUACUAUAAGAUGGAAUGGCAUACUACGCCUUAAUUAGCUUGUGGUGCUCCUUGGCGACGCUUUGGGUAAGGACAGCGACCAGGAACCUAGCCACUUUCAGGGUCGUAUGGGCAUCCUUAUCCUGCAAGAUUUGGGCAAGGUGGAAUUUUGGUGGAGUACCCUCUAAUUUCUGUAUGAUUGAUCCCAACAAGUUUGCCCGUGGCACCUUAAAUAAGGGGCAAGUGAACAUAAUGUGCUGAAGCGACUCCGGCAUCUCCUUGUCACAUUCGCACAUGGCGGAGGUUUGGCCCUUUGAGAAUCUAUGUCUCAGGACAUUGGAGGGAAAACAUUAAACCUCGCUUUGGUGAAGGCCAGCCUAUGGGCAACAGUCGAAAGGGAGGAGAGGUAUGAUGGAACGCAAUAAGUUAAAGUGAUACCAAUGUUCUGGGGCGAACAAACACCUCCCCCCAGCAUAUAAUUUUGCUGUAAAUCGAUGUCAUCCAGUCUUUGGCGGAUCAGUCUUUGAAAAAUCAGGCGGAUCAGUCUUUGAAAAGUUCAUUUAUUUCAGUAAUUCAGCUUAAAAGGUGAAACUCAUAUAUAAAAGGUGAAUAUAUGAGAUAGGCUCCCCAAAUCAACACAGACUGUGGAAACUUCACACUGGACUUCAAGCAUCUGGCAUUGUGUGCCUCCCCAUUCUUCCUCCAGACUCUGGGUCCUUGGUUUCCAAAUAAGAUGCAAAAACUGCUCUCAUCAGAAAAGAGAUUUGGGGAGCCAUGUCAUCAGCUGGUGUUGGUCCACUGUGCUUCAUUAAGUCCAGGGUCAACACAGCCGUCUACCAGGAGAUUCUGGAGCACUUCAUGCUUCCUUCUGCAGACGAGCUUUAUGGGGAUGCUGACUUCAUUUUCCAGCAGGACUUUGGCACCUGCCACACUGCCAAAAGUACCAAAACCUAGUUCAGUGCCCAUGGGAUUACUGUGCUUGAUUGGCCAGCAAACUCGCCCGACCUGAACCCCAUAGAGAAUCUAUGGGGCAUUGCCAAGAGACAGAUGAGAGACAUGAAACCGAGCAAUGCAGAAGAGCUAAAGGCUGCUAUUGAAGCAUCCUGGUCUUCUAUAACACCUCAGCAGUGCCACAGGCUGAUAGCAUCCAUGCCACACCGCAAUGAGGCAGUAAUUGAUGCAAAAGGGGCCCAAACCAAGUACUGAGUACAUACAUAUGCAUGCUUCUACUUCUCAGAGGUCCAAUAUUGCUCUAUUUGCAGUCCUUGUUUUGCUGAUUUCUUUUAAUAUUCUAAUUUUCUGAGAUUGUUAAUUUGGGGUUUUCAUCAGCUGUACGCCAUGAUCAUCACAGUUAUAACAAAUAAAGGCGUGACAUAUCUUGCUUUGCAUGUCAUGAGUCUAUCUCAUAUAUUAGUUUCACCUUUUAAGUUGAAUUACUGAAAUAAAUGAACUUUUCCAUGAUAUUCUAAUUUUCCGGGUUUCACCUGUAUUUCUUUUCAACACCGUAUCUACGUUUCUGAGGUGCCCAUGUAUUUCAUUGUAGUGAACUGUUGGUUUAUGUACAGUUCUGGCUUGUACUGAUAAUGUCCCCUUUAUCACAGGCAAAACAGAUGCCAUUGUUAGAAGGGUGCUAUUAUUCAAAGAUGUAGUUUUUGUUUCAACAUCUCCUAUGUUGUCGUUUGCAAGAAAAUAAGGCUCGUUCAAGCUUAUAUGUUUUUAUCAUUGCAGUGCAAAUUUGAAUGCUGCUGAAUAUAAUUUGGUUAGGUAGCAACACCUUUGGCAAGUCAAAUAUUAUUUCAAGUCAGUAUUUUCAUAGACUUAGAUUCUUUUUGUAUUUCUGUACCACAGCCCAUGCCAUUCUAAGGGCCCCUUGACCCGCAUGUAUUCUGUUUUUUUCCUUGGAUUUACUGGUUUGUUUAGUAUUGGGAUACACAAGCUUUAGCACUGUCAAAGUUGGCUCAGUGAAUACUUCGGUACCAAAGGUAAUGUGCAGCAAGAAAUAUUACAGAAAAAUCCAAUGACCAGGAACUGUUUUGAAAACAACUUUCUAGUCUGCUCUAGAAUUGCCCAGCGUCCUAAAGGGCUGUGCUUUAGUUUUGCAUAGCUAUAGUUUGAGCAUAGAGUAAACUUCUCUACACAUUCAGUAAUAAAAUUAGGAAUCUGUAAUUAGGCUAAAAAUAUAUAUUCUGUGCAAACAGCAAAGGCUGCUGUUUGUUUGGCUUUUCACAUUUCCUGUCUUGUGUCAGUCAAACAUAUGAGUGCAAUAAUUAUUGGAAGGGCGGAGGAUUGCAGUUCCUCCUUUAAAAGGGCAAAGUUCCCAGUUAUCUUACAAGCAAGAUGACAACAGUCAGUCUCAGCGUCCAGAUAAACCUUAGGUCAGUGUUCUGUGUUUUUUUAAGUAUCACGAGUUUGGUCCUGGAGUAAACUAGGUCCUCUACCUACCUUCAAGCAAAUUAUUUUAUACUUGGUGUGAUGUUCCAUUCUCAUUGUUUAUGACACACCUGAUUAGCUGGGCAUCCGGUGUCUACAAGUAGCAGAUUAUUUUGAGUCAGCUGAUUAGUUUUUAGGGAAGGGUGGACAUUGUUUGCUGCCUGCAUUCUUCCCCCAACCCUGACCCACAGCAGUCACAACUGCUUGUCAAUGAAUUUAUUGUCUUUUCAUAAUGGCAUUAUCUGGGCUCCUGUAUAGAGUGGAAGAACACCACCACCACCACCACUUCUUCUUCUUCUUCUUCUUCUUCUUCUUAUUAUUAUUAUUAUUAAUGAAUUUGAGCACUGUCUAGCUGUAUACAUUUGGUUAUAACUUUGAAGUUAGUCCAGUGUCUUUGAAAAGUCAUCUCCUAGGCUGUGGGAGACUAGAAAUAACUUUUGGCCAAGGCCAUGUAGUUUUACUAAAAUGAAGUGUACAUUCAAAGGUCUGCAUGAAUGCUUACAUUUGCCUGCCAUUUGCCUUUUCAGUCUUAUGACAAUGGGCUUGCCCAAGGAGCCGGACUUGAAUCUCAUGGUAAGAGUAUUUGUUUUCUUAAGGAUCACUUUAUUACAGUGGUAAUGGGAUAGAACACUUCUGCAAGGAAGAACUGCAUGCACUGAGAAACUUUAUUUUUGAGCUUGGCUUCAUUGCAGGUUAUUGACAAAAUUUGGAUAUGAUGAAUCUUGUGCUGAGAGUCCUCCUUGUGAAAGUGAUAAACAAGCAAUUAGGUCAUUACUUCAACAAGGAGGUCUCAACACAAGAUUCACAAUAUCCAGUUUUUGUCAGUAACUCUCAAUGAAACCAAGUGCAAAAAGGAAGCUUCUUGGCAUGUGCAUCUCUCUUUGCAGAAGUUUUUAAGUGAGCCCAGAUUUGGGGGGAAAUGUGCGUAUGUGGGAGCCUAUGAUAGCAUUGUCAAAUCCCUUAAUUCUUGUGUUACAUCUGCGCCUGGCCUAAAACUACAGGUAAAGUAACAAACAUGCAUACCGUGGUAUAAGUGGGAUGACAAUUGGUUAACAAAACAGUAACAUGGUUGAGUGGCUUACCAGUCGUUUUGUUUGAAAAUUGUUUGUCCAGCUCUACAUAUGCUUAACUCAAUGCCUCCUCUCUCUGCUAGGGUGAAUGACAGUGUAUCACCUAAAAUUGUCUUUUAGAUACAGUAGUUUAUGUAAACUGAGCUUCCUCAGUAGCUCCAUGGAAGACUGAAAACUAUGUUUGGGAAACUCUUGUCUGGUUUUUCAGGUGGCUCUACUUUUUGUGGUAUUGCAUCCCUAUGCCUAAUGGGUAAACUUGAAGAGGUAUUCUCUGAGAAACAGCUGGACAGGAUAAGGAGAUGGUGCAUUAUGCGGCAACAGAAUGGUUAUCAUGGCCGACCUAACAAGCCUGUGGAUACCUGCUACUCAUUUUGGGUUGGAGCAACUCUUAAGGUAACUUGAAAUUUGAAGCAAGACACUGUCAUUCAUAAUCUGCCUUCUGACUGUUUAACUUCUGCAUUAAUAAGUUAAUUUAGGUUGACCUUUAAUAUCAAAGGUGCUAUUUUAUGUCCUAUAGUUUAUUCUAGAAAUUCAUUUUUCUUCUUAAAGAGUAUACAAACUUUGCAAUUCUCUGUUUGUACUUCUGGUGCAUGUUAAAACUGAUAAUGUGUGUUAACACGACAAACCUUUCUUUCAGCUUCUGAAAAUAUUUCAGUAUACAAACUAUGAAAAGAACAGGAAUUACAUUUUAUCAACCCAAGAUCGCCUUGUUGGUGGAUUUGCUAAAUGGCCAGAUAGUCAUCCAGGUAAAUGAACUUUUUUUGCCCACCUACAUGAGAGGGCGAGGGGAAAGGAAAGGGGGCAGGAAGAGAAACCAUAGCCAAAUACUUAUAACAUGAAAAUGAAACAUGAAUACUUUUGGUAUGGUAUAAGAGAGUAGUGACAUUGAACACUAACAGGCUCUUACUCACGCAAAUCGUUUAUAAGAACUUCUUAAGCCAUGAUUUUGGCUUUACAGAUUGUGCUAGCUGGUGUUUUGGUUACAUAACCAGCAGUAGAUUGGUUGAAAACAAUAUUGUGCGCUACAUCCAUAGCGAAAAAGUAGAUGAGAACAAAAGGUGAAGGAAAUUGGAAGUAGAUAUUAGUGUUUGUAUAGUGGCGCUGAAGUAGCACAUUAAGAAAAGGAGUAUGGUGUUCGCAUUUGCGUAAUUGUCCUAAGGAACGAAUCUCUUUCCUAUCCAUUUUUGUUGUUGUGACAAUGUUCCCGUUUAGUUACACAACCCAUUAGCAUAAUAUCUGUUUUGGAACCAUUAUUGAAGAUAGAUAUUGAUGAGGAGAAAUCACUUUCCACAGAGGGAAUAUAUACUGCUUAUCUUGUCUUUGAAAUUGUUAACAAAUGUGUACCAAAGUUUGAUCCUCUAUAUAUUGUAUACCUGCACUUCCAAAAAACCUUUGAGAAAAUACCUUGCCGAAGUCUCCUAAGUAAACUUACCAGUCAUAGGAACUAACCAGAGAAGUUGUGUUGUUGGGUGGCAUGUAAGUAUUGUAAAUAAAUACAUAAGAUAAUACUCUUCCUGUUACAGGUUGGUAAUGGGUUGUAAAACAGGAACAAGGUAGAGGUAAAUGGACAUUUGUUACAAUAAAGGGAUGUAAGUCGUGCAGCCACACAAGGCUCAGUAUGGAGAAUGGUGCUGUACAACUUACUCCUGGAUGACCAAGUUUGAAGAUGGCUUCAUAUUAUUCAGGAUGAUAAAAAUCUAAGCUGAUACUGAAGAGCCCCAUAAGGUGUCUCCAAAUUGCGUGAAAAGCCAGUAAAAUAGCAAGCGAGGUUCAGUUUCAGAAAAUGUAAAAUGAUGCAAAUUGCGGCAAAAGUCCUAAUCAGAUAUGCAUGGGGGUCUGAACUGCUGUGGCUAAUGAGGAAAAAACUUGGGGUCACUGAAAUGUCAAACUGGUGGCAGCAGAGAAAAAAAUUAAAUCAUUCUCAGUGUUGUUAGAACUGUGACCACAACAUGGCUUUUACAGUAUGGCUGAAUUUGGAAUGAUGUGUACGGUUGUAAAUUUAAAAAUAUUGCCAGGGGCCAGAAGACACUGCAAAUUGCUGGAGGCCAUUCUCCUGGGAUGACAGCUUUCCUGUCUGUGAGUUCUUCAUUUACACCAGAGCUGGGCAGGCCAUGGGCUGCAUCCCCCAAAGCCUUCUAGACCUUGCUACCGUUGGAGAGAGAGGUAGAAAUGAUAGGCAGGCAUUUGUGUAUAGGUGCAGAACGCAGCAUGUAGAGCAGCACUUUGGAACUCCACUCUCAGCCCAUCUUCCGUGUGCCGUUGAAAUAUGGAGGGUGCACAUCACCAAUUGAAGCUUUUGUGUGCUAGACCACAAAUGGAGGGCCCUAUAUAGUUGGAACUUGUAGCAUGUGCUGUUUGGUAUGGGGUUGGGGCCAGGAGGUUAUGCCCUUGCUUCCACAUGCAGCUGUAGGCAGUUCAUGAUAGUCUGCCCAGAGCUUUGGCAACCUUGCAAGAAAACUUCUUUUAGGGCUUAUUUUGAGCUGGGGCGGCUAAGCUCUGGAAUGUAUUUUCAAAUGCUAAAACUCAGCCGUGGAACCUGUGAAGUAUGGUAUUAAUGCCUCUGUGUUGGUAUCUCCUGCUUUAGAAGGACAUUCUGACAGUCCCAGCUAGCAUCUUUUCCAGACGUCUGCUAUUCUACAGGAAGGUAGGAUAGAAUCUAUCACUUGUAGCUAGCAAUAAGCUGAUUUAACUAGUUCGUUUUUAGAUCUAGAGCAAUGGAAUAGCUUGCUGAAGUUCUCUGUUUGAGCUAGGGCUUCCUUUCUGUCAUGAUUUGAACCAGAGUCUUCUGUACUAUGUGCCAUGCACUUACAGAGAAUGGCUGAAGAGGUUGGGCUUCUGGAUCAGAGGGCCUAAUUUUCAGGAGUUUCAAGCCUCUGCCAUUCCUUAAACAGCUGAAGUUCUGAUAGCUUCUAAAAUUGUCUUGCUGAGUUGAAUGAGGGGCAUUAAAACUGCUUUUAUCCAUAGAAGUAGUUGGAAAUUGUGCUCAGAAUGCUGGUUUAACUAAGCAUCAUCAUUUAACAGCUUGAGACUUGUGGGAGAAAAGGAAGGAACCACCACAAUUAAGGACUAACCAGGUAUUGAAACUUUGUAAGUCUUAAGGUCUAAACAGCAUAAGCAGUAAAAAAAUGAGGGUUUUGGUCUAGAAAGAUACAGAUCAAAGCACAAAUUCUCCUGCUUCCAUUUCUAUUCUCUUGCCUCUAGGUUGACACCCAUGUUCCUUUCUGUAAGGUAGGGUAGGGAACCUCAGGCCUUGAGAACAAGUUCAGCCUUCCAGGCCUCUCUGUCCAGGCUCUGCCGCUUCCUAAGCCACACCCUUCGCUGUCCCAUGUACUCGAGUGUUUUUGACCGGCUGGAAUGUUUCCUUGAAUUGUGGUGAUGUCUCUUGCUUACCUGAAUGGAGAAAGAGACAGGUAGAAACAUUUGAUUUUCAUGUGGCUGGAAUGUACUUUACUAUCAAAGAAUAAAAAUCUGUUGCCCCCAACCAGCUUUUGCCCUUGUGGUCCUUGUGAGGUUGUUCAUGAUGGGAUGUGGCCUUUGGGCUGAAAAUUUUAUACACAUACACACACACAGCCUUGAUAUAAAGAAAAUGCUUGAGCAUUUUUAGAAAAGAAAAAAACCAGGAUAGCUUUUUCUGUCUUAUUAAUACUUCUCUGGAAGUGUUUCCAGACAUGGGAUAUGACCCAGCAUCCAAAUGUCUGACACCUAGAAGUUAUCCAGAUUCAAAGGUGGUCUUUCAUGAGCAGGAAGGAACUUAUGCUUUUAGAAGCCAUCCUCCCAUGCCUCAUCAUACUGUGGGGGCUACAGUGUAGUGGCGGAACCAGGAAUGCCCAGUUGCAGGAGUAUAUUUUGUUUCUCCAGAUCCAACACACUGUCUCACUUGGUUGACCAGCUGCACUUUUUUAGUAUUAUUUGGUUGUUGGCACCAGCUCUUCAGGUGUGGUUCUGAGCAAGCAUACAAAUUCAAUUUUGUAAAGUUUUGGGUGGAAUGCUGUGUAACGCUAAGGAAGUCUUUACAUUUGCAACAUGUUUCUCCCACCACCACCACCACCACCACUGUGUAUUCCCUAAUUCUGUUUUGUAGGUUCCCUCGGUCUUUUGGGGGGAGGGUGUGCGGUGGGGCAAGCAUAAAUUCAUGUGCUAAUGGAAUGAGUGCAUUGGAUACCACCAUUUAAAUGAUCCUUUCCAUUCACCAAAUAUGCAACAAUUAAAAAAGCAGCAACCACCUUUGUUACCUGUGUUGUGGAAGGAGCGGGGGAAGGGAUUUUCACUUUGAUGGACAGAUCUAGUUGUUAAUCACAGUGAAUUAUUUCCUUGGAGCUUCAAUUCACAAUGAUUUGGAAGAGAGAGGUUUCUUCACACUGGUGGUCAUUCUCUGAAUUUUGGCUCUCAGGUCAGGGCGUUAAUGAUGAAGUUAGACUAUUUGAGUGGCUUCCUUAUUUUCUGAUUUUUUCCUAACAAAGAAUCAAGCAACAUAAUAAAAUCUCCCUCUCUUCUUUUUCAUGGACGGUACUUCCAGGAAUGAAGGCAGAUGGUGAAAAAAUGCAGACUUUUCUGGGUGGGUUAAGCAAGGCACAAUACUGUAGGACAGUGGUUCCCAAACCUUUCUCCUCAUGGAUCGCUUGAAAUUGCUGAGGGUCUUGGCAAAUCACUUGUUUUUCCACCUGUUGUAGCAACUGACAUGCACUGUGCUAGGUUUUUGGUGGAAUUUUUAUAGACGUGCUGUGGACCACUUUUUUAUUUUUUAAGAUUCUGCAAUAUAGUCAGGGUAUGUGUGUAGAGCUUCAGAUUUAACAGAUCAAGUUUAGGCUGUAAUAAUUAAUAGAACUGGAACAACACAGCGGCUCCAAAACAGACUGAGCUGCUGCACACCCCUUAUGUUUCUUUUGGAAUUGCCAUAUAUCUCUUUAAAUACAUGUCAUGACUUUAGUCUUUUGACUGUAUGACCUGGUAUGUGGGAUGUUGUUGGGAACUUUAAAGCAAAUUAUUAGGCACCUGUCCUGUAGUUUAGGACCCUCUAGGUGUUCUAUAGGGCUGGACUACACCUGGUUUUCAACAUCACAAUAUAUCACCAGCUAAACAUUGUGAUAAACUGAUACAUUACAACGUUUGGAAUAAGGAUGGAGCUAUGUAGAGGCAUUGGCUGGCUUCACAUUUUUUUCCACAUUGUGAUUUUUGCAGGACACACACACAAACACACACACCAUAAUUCGCAGUGUAGUGCCAGGUCAAAAAUUAUGAAUCUGAUAUCAUGACAUGGACUUCAAAUUGGUUUGGGAUGAUAUAUAGGGUUGUCAUAUUUCCAAAAGUAAAAACCAGGGUACCCCAAAAGUAGUUGAGCUUUUUAAAGGAAGCCCCCAAAAUUGUUGAGCUGUUUACAAAAAUGCCAAAAAAAAGCGAUUUUCCGAUUGACUUGCCUUUGGAAAUCCCCCCCAGACUUCAAUUCCGCCUUUGAAAUCCCGGUAGUGUCUGGGAUAAUCCAGACAUAUGGCAGCCCUACGAUAUAUAAAUAUAUUGCCCAGCCCUAGUCUUCUGCUAUUUAUAGUCUAAAAUUUGUCUCUUAAAAAAUUAAGAUUGAACUCUUCACCAGGCUUUUUCUCAUUUCUGGAAUAUUGUGUGGAUUCUGACAAAGUUUAAUAUAAAAGCAGGUAUAAUGUGAUGUGCAUGACUACAUGACUGUAUUUUGUCCCAGGAGGCAGAGUAAGGUCAUGACCUUCAGUGGCAUCCCUGUAGAACAGUGGUUCCCAACUGGUGGGCCGUGGACCCCAGGGGGGUCCAUGUAUCCCACCCAGGGGGUUCAUGGCACCAUGCACAUAACAAAAAAUACAAUAGAGAUAACAUUUUUUCAAAAGUAGGGGGUCCAUGGGUUGGCUUUUGAAAAACAGGGGGUCAAUAGCUAAUUGGGAACCAGCGCUGUUGAAUAAUGCAAACUUUUAAUAAUGACAAGUAUGUAUUGCUUCCAGGGGGUGGAUCAGUGCUACUUUAGUGGAAUCACAUGCGCUUGUGUAGCUUGCUUGGUACUUGGCAUCAGGGGUGCCAACUUGCAGAAAAUAUUGGGGUGGGGAGGUAAGCCCUGCCCCACAUAAUCAGUCACAUGACGUAGCACACGCACACCAUUUGAAUGGCAAUACCCAUCAACUUUAGGGGGGCCUGGCUCCCUCAAACAUUUUAUUGGGGGGCACACCAAGGGACCUUGGCCAAGUUGGCACCUAUGCUUGGCAUAUGUGGUCCCUUUCUCUCCACCCCAAUUUGCUGUCUCCCAUAAGCUUUAAUUACUACAGACAGUUUUCAGACAGCAAGAAGGAAUAUUGCGUGUUGAUGCUAUGUUUACUAUUGGCAUGCAGUGAGAUACUUUUUUCUUGAGAAAAUGGCUAUUGUCUACUGCAGAAUAAUGCACGUCCUCUGAUGUCUCCUCCCAGAUGCUCUGCAUGCCUACUUUGGGAUCUGUGGCCUGUCGCUAAUGGAGGAGUCGGGCAUUCGCAAGGUUCACCCCGCCCUGAAUGUAAGCACACGAACCUCGGAGCGCCUUCUGCACCUUCAUCAGAUCUGGGCAACCAAGGACUCUAAACAGUGUUCAGAUACUGUGCACGAUGCCACAUGACUGAUUUCAGACUCCAGUUGAGCUUGGUAGCAUAAUUGUAGCCCAAGGUGAAAAGCCAUGUAUAACCAAUGUGCUCUUUUUAAGUGCUGGAAUCAUACAAUCAAGUUCAUGUCACUGGCAUCAUUCAGACAGCAAAUGGCCUUCAGCCAGUUAUUCUGGACUGGAAUUUUAAAAAAUUGCUUGCCCCUACAGAUGCUGUCUUGGUUUUAAUGAAUCCCUUCAAAGCAAUGUUGUUCUAUUAUAUUACUUUAAACAGUGCAAUGGCAAAGUGUAAUGAUAAUAAAAAGGAUAUUAAAAUGUAUUUAAGUAUUUUCAUACUUAAUCCCUUGAAUUUACUGAAAUUUAUUUGAUACAUUCUUCAUAUAAAGUCUUAUAAAUUAAGUGUUGAUUACUAAAAAAAGGUGUCCUUUUAAGGUAGAUGGCAAUUCUAUAACCUUUGUAAAAAAAAUAAAAAUAAAAAAAAUAAAAACUAUUUUAUUCAUUAUAAUGG
Podarcis lilfordi (Lilford's wall lizard) is the source of this 30030-nucleotide messenger RNA. Lineage: Eukaryota; Metazoa; Chordata; Lepidosauria; Squamata; Lacertidae. The record is from the annotation of a GenBank genome assembly.